ACUUGUAAACAGAAGUAAAAUGUAAUGUGAUCGUGAUCAACUCAGUUGCAGAUUGACGAAAACAAACCUAGGAUUCCCAAGAUUCAGAUGAUAAAGAGAACUGGUGCCAGAUGAUAAGUGUUACUGUUUCCAUUUUUAUGAACUUUUGACACAAAAAUGUUCAGGUUUUCAGCAAUUCUCACUCAAGUUAGAAUCAGCGAAAAGUUCAUUAUAGUCAGAAACAUGGCCAAGAAUCCAAGCGUUAUAAUAGUCGGUGCAGGCGUUUCCGGAAUUGCAGCUGCAACAAAAUUACUGGAAAACGGAUUUGUCAAUCUUACUGUCCUAGAGGCGGAAAAUAAAAUAGGCGGCAGGGUGUGUUCCGUAGAAUUUGGCGGUAGUUUUGUGGACCUUGGUGGCCAGUGGGUUCACGGGGAAAAAGGCAAUUUAGUCUACCAGAAAGUGAAAGACCUUGACCUGCUCAGUACGUCUCAUAAUACAUUCAGUGACAAUACGUACUAUUUAUCUAACGGAAGCAUUGUUGACAAAGAUAUUACAGAUCGCUUGUUCGCGAUUGGCAUGGAAAUAAUUGAUGAUAAGGAAGGCGCAAAAAAUGGUACAGGCUCGGUUGGAGAUUACUUCAUAAAAGUGUUCUAUGAAGCUGUUUCAAAGGAAUUUGGUCAUAAUGAAAACGUACUUAAAAUAGCAAAAUUACUUGAGUCCUGGCUUGAGAAGUUCUUCUUCUGUUUGAACUCAGAAUCCUGGUUUAAUAUUUCCACAAAUGGUGCACAUGUUUUUGAGAGUUGUGAAGGCGACCAGCAACUAAAUUGGAGAGAUAAGGGCUACCGUACUAUCUUGGAUGUUCUAAUGAAAAAAAUUCCUGACGCUACGAAACAGCUACCACUGGACGAUAAGAUAUUUUUAAAUAAAGAAGUGUCCAAAAUUACCUGGGACAAUAACACUACCAACUUUAAUGGGGUCACAGUUAAUUGCUCGGAUGGCUCUACCUUCAAUGCCGAUCACGUUAUUGUUACUACUUCACUCGGGGUCCUUAAAAAGUUUCAUGAAUCAUUGUUCAUCCCAGAAUUACCUCCUUACAAAAUCAAUUCCAUCGAGGGUAUUGGUCUGGGAACAGUAAACAAGAUUUUAUUAAAAUUCCCUACGAAAUGGUGGUCAAAUGAUCUGAAAGGAAUAAAUUUAUUAUGGACAGAAGAGGAUAGAGUAAAUUUACAUAAGGAAUCGCACCUUUUUGGACCUUCAGAGAAUUCAGAUAAUGGAAGAUGUUGGUUAGAAGAUAUUUUUGGUUUUUAUGUAAUUGAUAGUCACCCUAGAGUGUUAUUGGCUUUUGUCGUUGGAAAAUCAGCACCAAAAGUUGAAUUACUAUCCGAUGAAUUGGUAAUUGGAGGAUGUAUGUAUUUGCUAAAAAAAUUCUCUGGCUGGAAAUAUGAAAUACCAGAAGCCGAUGAAGUUUUGAGAUCAAAAUGGAGCAGUAACCCUCAUUUCUGCGGAUCAUAUGCACACGUUAGCAUAGAAUCUGAGAAUAAAAAAGCUUCUGCCGAAGAUCUUGCUAAACCUCUCAUAUCAGCAAACGGCAAACAGACAGUACUUUUUGCCGGCGAAGCCACAAAUCCCUCGAAAUUUUCUACGGUCCAUGGUGCUAUUGAAACUGGUUACAGGGAGGCUGAAAGAUUAAUAAAAAUAUACAAGUAAAUGUAAAUGCGUUCUAGUUCUGUCUUUUUAAUAACAUAAUUAUACUUUAUUAAACAUGUAUAUAAAAAUAAAUAUAAUGAAUGCAAACCGCGAA
Messenger RNA from Anoplophora glabripennis (Asian longhorned beetle), 1780 nucleotides. Its product is annotated as peroxisomal N(1)-acetyl-spermine/spermidine oxidase-like. Lineage: Eukaryota; Metazoa; Arthropoda; Insecta; Coleoptera; Cerambycidae. The transcript is spliced from 6 exons. Gene Ontology annotation, molecular function: polyamine oxidase activity. The coding region runs from base 157 to 1686 and encodes 509 amino acids. The record is from RefSeq and is a predicted model, not a curated record.